Messenger RNA from Penicillium argentinense, 1341 nucleotides. Its product is annotated as FluG family protein. The record is from RefSeq and is a predicted model, not a curated record. Bases 1 to 1341 code for a protein of 446 amino acids. Gene Ontology annotation, molecular function: glutamine synthetase activity. The transcript has a single exon. NCBI's taxonomy places the organism in Eukaryota, Fungi, Ascomycota, Eurotiomycetes, Eurotiales, Aspergillaceae.
AUGGCACAUGAGAAGAUGGCUCAGCAUGUGAGUCUCUGGAGGGACUUUCUCUCCAAGAAUCAAAAGAUCGAGUUUGUGUGGGUACAACUUCUUAGUUACUCCGGAAAGAGUUUGAUUCGCAUGAUACCGGUUGUGUCAUUCGAUGUGAUGGUGCGCCAAAAUUUGUCAUUGCCAUUCCCUAAGGCUGCACUAUGCCAUCUUCCGGGGACUUGUCAUGUUUUACCUCAAUCAAUGUCCGGGCCCUCAAGGCUUGUGCCGGACCUGGCCACGCUCUAUCCCCAGGCAGGGUCAGACGGGACUCGUGCUGUCGUGAUACCAUACUGCGCUGAUAAGAGCGGGAAACGGUUGCCAGAAUGCCCUAGGUCCAGACUAGAAGCCUUGUGUGAAAUGCUUCAAAAAGAAAUGGGCUACUCCGCUCUUAUCGGUAUCGAAGUCGAGGUGGUCUUUGUCAAGUUAGAUGAGCACAACGGGACUCCUGCAUAUAAGACUGUGAAUCACGAUCACUCCUGGUCUAGCAUGACUAUCGAAGAUCGCUCAUUUCUCCAUGUCAUUGAAGCUGUCGUGCGAGCGCUGAUGGAUGUUGAUGUUCGCCUCGUGCAAUUCCAUGCGGAGACAGCUCCUGGUCAAUGGGAGUUUGUUUUGCCGCCGUCACCCCCAAUCCAAGCUGCCGACGUGUUCAUAAAGACUCGCGAUACCAUCCGAGAUGUGGCAGCUGAAUUCGGCCUUCACGCGACGUUUUACCCACGCAUAUCACCGAAUGAUUACGGUACGGGUUCGCACGCCCAUAUAUCCCUUCAACACGAGGGAGAAGGCAACCCAGCAACUUGUGAGGCCUUCUUUUCCGGUAUUCUCGCCCACCUUCCAUCUAUUCUGGCCUUUACAUUGCCGCGCCAGGAAAGCUAUGACAGAAUAGGAAAUGGUAUCCGCGCUGGAGGUGAUUUUGUCGGCUGGGGAUGGGAAAAUAAAGAGACGCCACUUCGUCGGAUUGAAGAGAAUCAUUUCGAAUUCAGACUCCUGGACGGAUUCGCAAACCCGUUUCUCGCUCUUCUGUCCAUAUUCGCGGCUGGGAUCAGUGGGAUCAAGCGCGGACUCAUAUUGCCUCCAGAGGCUGGGUCGCUGGUACAGACCGAGUGUUUAUCUAAGGAGCACCACAGUCAUUCUAUUCCUUUGCCAAAAGUGCUCGAAGAAAGCCUCGAUUCUCUGGGAACAGAUAAGGACUUGCGAGAUAUGAUCGGGCCUGAAAUCGUGCAGUCUUAUAUCCCAACGAAGUUAGCCGAGGAGGAGAGUAUGAAACGUUGGAGCGCAAGUCGAAGAAAGCAAUGGCUGAUCUCCGAGUAUUGA